Messenger RNA from Chelonoidis abingdonii (Abingdon island giant tortoise), 573 nucleotides. RefSeq names its product zymogen granule membrane protein 16. NCBI's taxonomy places the organism in Eukaryota, Metazoa, Chordata, Testudines, Testudinidae. The record is from RefSeq and is a predicted model, not a curated record.
AUGACAAGGAAAAACAUUGCCAAACCAGCACCACCCAAAACCUGCAAACCCCAGCCAGCCAGCAACACAAACAUUGCUGGAAGCCAGGGAAAGGCGGUGCAGAAACAAGACGAUUACAGAACACCAAAGUGUUUGCCGUCGCGUGGGGGUUUGGGUUUGAAACGACACUUUGUGCCCAAGCAGCCAGGAAUCGAGCUGGCGUUUGGCGGAGCAGCUGCCGCUUUGAUUUCGCUGCAGGUGCGAUACGGGUCGAAGUGGAGCGACUACGUCGGUGGCUCCCUGGGGGACCUGGAGGAGAUUGUCCUGCACCCCGGCGAGUCCAUCGUGCAGGUGUCGGGGAAGUACAAGCUCUACCUGCGCCGGCUGGUCCUCACCACGGACAAGGGUCGCAGCUUCACCUUCGGCAAGGACACGGGCACCAGCUUCAACGCGGCCCCCCUGCACCCUCGCACUGUCCUGCGGUACCUGAGCGGCCGCGCUGGGGGCCUCAUCGACGCCCUCGGCUUCCACUGGGACACCUACCCCCUGCACUGCCUGCGCUGCAGCCUGGCGGGGCCUGGCCUGAGCUCAUAG